CUGCGAGGGAACCAGCUCCGGACACUGCCCUCGGAGGCCUUUGCAGGGCUGAGGGCACUCAAGGACUUGGACCUCUCAGACAACCUCCUGGAGGAGCUCCCCAAGGAGCUGCUGCAGGAUUUGCACAAGCUGGAGACCCUCUGGCUCUCAGGCAACCGCCUGCAGACCCUGCCCACCGACUUCUUCCCUGAGGGGCACCUCUUCGCGUACGUCUUCCUCACGGAGAACCCCUGGCACUGCGACUGCAACCUGCGCUACCUGCGGGCCUGGAUCCGGGAGAAUGAAGGCAGCGUCUAUCAGCCUGAGCGGGGCCUGAACGAGACAAAGGUGGAGGUUGCCCCUGAGAAGGUGUUGUGCCACAGCCCCCCUGAGCAUUGGCAGAGGCCCGUCAUCCGCUUCAAGCCCAGCUGUGGCAACGUGGGGGAUGCAGAUGAGGAGGAAGAGGAUGAAUACGAUGAUGGGGAAGAAACAAUGGUGAAAGCUACCAUGAUCACCCCCUUGCCCCCGCAUCCAUCCAUCCCCAAAGAGCACACUAUCAUGCCCCGUGCUGUUACCCAGCCUCCCCCUGCUCCCACAAGACCUCCCCUCAGCACCCCUUGUACCUCAACCCUCACCGUCAGUGCAAUGCCUGGAAGCACCAGAGCUCCCAGCACCACCACUCCUGUGCCAGCCAGGCCCACUGUCCCCCCCACCCAGACCCCUGGCACUUCCACCGCCCUCAUUGCUGCUCCCGCCAGCACCCUGCACAGAUCCACCGCCCUCAUCUCCACCACCUCACUGCCAACCACUACAAGCACCAGAAUUCCCAGCACCAGCAGCCGUCCCCAAACCACCCUCGCCACCAGAGCUACCAACACCUAUGCCGCUCUCACCGUACCCACUAGCGUGCUUUCCACCACCUCCAUGGCAGUGCCUUCUGCUGCCACGCCAGAGGCCUCCUCCAUUGUCAGAGCUUCAUCUCCUCCCCUGAUGUCAACCACACCAGUGGUCUCCACCACCACGCUUUCCACUCACAACCCAGCAACACCAGCUCCCCCGGACACCACACGCUUCACCCAGCCUACGCCUUCCCCUCCACCUGCAUCUCUCCCCCUCUGCCCCUGCUCCAACCCAGGGCUGGCCGUACCUCUGCUGCACUCGCGGGCAGGUGGGGAGGGUCCGCAGUGGGGGCAGUGGGUGCUGCGGCAUUGUUGUCUAUUGCACUGGGUGCUCUACCUGGCCUCCUUGACUCUGCUGGUCCUGCCCGUGCUGGCUCUAGCAGGCUGGCUGGCAUGGAUUUGUUUGGUGGGACGGUCCUGGUUCAAGUCCCUGCAGACCCAAGAGGUGCAGUAUCCGCUGCUGAGCUGGAGGGAGUCCACAGGAAGCCCUGGGAUGCAUCUCAGCAGCUUCAAAAGCCCCCUCCAGCGCCCCACGUUCUGUACCAUCAAGGAAGUAGAGUUGUGCCCUGAGGUCAUUUACUGCACAAUUAAAGACCUGGGGGUGCAGCGCAAUCCUCCCACAGGUUCCUCCUUCUGCACCACCAAGAAGGUGUGGGUCCACUGCCGUCCUCUGAAUGCCUCGUUCAAGUCUUUCUCCAGGAAGCUGGCCACAAACCUCAGCUCCCUGAGGACCCCGUCCGCUUACAGCCUGGACAGGGGUGUCAAGGCCAUUGGGUAUGUCAGAGUGAAAUAUGCUGGCAACACCUUGUAA
Messenger RNA from Pterocles gutturalis (yellow-throated sandgrouse), 1689 nucleotides. RefSeq names its product glycoprotein Ib (platelet), alpha polypeptide (gene GP1BA). Gene Ontology annotation, molecular function: protein binding. The record is from RefSeq and is a predicted model, not a curated record. NCBI's taxonomy places the organism in Eukaryota, Metazoa, Chordata, Aves, Pterocliformes, Pteroclidae.